This is a messenger RNA of Sclerotinia sclerotiorum 1980 UF-70, 1404 nucleotides long. RefSeq lists its product as hypothetical. The record is from RefSeq and is a predicted model, not a curated record. Gene Ontology annotation, molecular function: cysteine-type endopeptidase activity; cysteine-type deubiquitinase activity. Bases 1 to 1404 code for a protein of 467 amino acids. Gene Ontology annotation, cellular component: cytosol; nucleus. NCBI's taxonomy places the organism in Eukaryota, Fungi, Ascomycota, Leotiomycetes, Helotiales, Sclerotiniaceae. The transcript has 6 exons.
AUGCGGCCUUACAAGGUUGAAUACCUCAUGAACGAAUUAGGUGAAGUUGAAGAGGAUAUGUUUGAGCUUGUCGGCGUUCUUGUCCACACUGGAACAGCAGAAACUGGCCACUACUAUUCGUACAUCCGAGAGCGGCCACAAGUUGGUAGCCAAGAAAAUUGGGUGGAGUUCAAUGAUGACGCGGUGACUUCUUGGGAGCCAGGCUUCAUGGAGUCAGCCUGUUUUGGUGGUCUUGAGCAUGGGACUAUUGACAACCUCCCAUUUGAAAAGAACUAUAGUGCCUAUAUGUUGUUUUACCAACGUUCUUCCACAUUGAUCGUCGCAAACGAUGAACUGGCCAAAAAGGAGAAUGGAGUUUCACCGAAGGCAGUUGUCAAUCCGCUACAGGGGAGCCGCAUAAACAUGAAGAACAAGCCUGUGGUGCGUAACCCAUUGAAGAUAGCUGUCGAGCCGCGACAGGCGAACCACAUCACUCUGGAGAACGAGCUUGUGAUGCUUCUUCUCGACUCUGGAUUUCUCAUGAAAGCCAUUGAUAUCAUAUGCGCGGAUACGAUAGACAAUGAUUCUCAAUUAACACGAAUGCUUCAAGCAAUUUCCAAGAGGAAUUUGAUGCAAAGACCAGUCUCUCAACCACUAUGGGGUCCAUUUUUAAGAGCCGCGAUAUUGUAUUGCGAGCAUUCAGAAAACCCGAAAGCAAUUCCGGAUAUGGCUUUUCAUAUUGCUAAGAAUUCGUUUAAUCUUGACAAUAACGAUGGAUCAGAGUAUCUUCGGUUCUUCAAAGAUCUCGUCGCUUUGCGAAGCAACAGCAACGAUAUUUCUCAAGAGGAAAUCACAAAGAUUGUCUUGUCUACACUUACUCAAUGGGUCCCUACACUUCUUACUCAUCACCAAAGCGCUGUCAGAUCUGAUACCGAAGAUUUCCUUGGAGAACUUAUCUUCAAUAUCGGUGUUGAAGAGGACGAUACAUCACCAGAAAAUGAACAAACCCUAGCAGAUCACAGGCGGGACCAGACGCGUAGAUUGGGUAACGCUUGUUUAGAAUAUUUACAAGAUGUUUAUAUACGACAACGUGUGCAAGCCGUUAGGACGGUUAUGAUUAACAUCGAGCAUGUUGUUGGUCUUUGUCUUCAAUAUUUUGAGCCUGGACCAGCAGCCGAUCGAUAUAAGUUGAACAUGGACAAUCUCUGGAAUCACUUAAGAAGAUAUAUGGUUGAAGAAGUAGACGAUGGUUCUGCAUGGGAAAAUUCUGAUGAUGAAUAUGCCUCUGAUGAACCUAUGGACAACAUAACGGAACUUUGUGAACCUAUGGAUAUCGGGGUUUGGUUAUGGACAUUGGGAAUUGGUAUUGGCGGCGGAUUGGGCUGCUCAGGCUGGAUUGGGCUGGGUUGGAAUGAACGGAGUUGA